Messenger RNA from Ixodes scapularis (black-legged tick), 1808 nucleotides. It is a transcript of the gene Usp39, whose product is annotated as U4/U6.U5 tri-snRNP-associated protein 2. Lineage: Eukaryota; Metazoa; Arthropoda; Arachnida; Ixodida; Ixodidae. The record is from RefSeq and is a predicted model, not a curated record. Gene Ontology annotation, biological process: spliceosomal complex assembly; protein deubiquitination; mRNA processing. The transcript is spliced from 7 exons. Bases 268 to 1764 code for a protein of 498 amino acids. Gene Ontology annotation, molecular function: cysteine-type deubiquitinase activity; zinc ion binding.
GAUCAGACGCGCCAACCGAAACACAAACUGGGCACGUCGCUACUCGUUCUUCUCAAUUUUUUUUUUUCUUCUAAAAUUGCCACUUUAAGCAGUAGUGACCAUAUCGUUAGCACGAAAACAUUACUACGCUGUAAUAACCAUCACAGCACGCUGAUCAGACGCGAAAACCGAAAUACAAACUGGGCACGUCGGUUCGCGACUUCGGGUGCAUUGGUUCCUCGAACCAACGGCGCCAUCCCGAUCGCGGAAACCAUCACGCGUUCAAACAUGGCGGAACCACCGGCGGAAAAGCGACGUAAACUCCACGACGGCGCGGACAAGAAGGACAAGCAAGCGAUCGUCGUCCUCAGCAAGCCCGGAUCGGGGAGGCGGAGGAACUGCCCGUACCUGGACACGAUCAACCGAAAUGUGCUCGACUUCGACUUUGAAAAGCUUUGCUCGGUGUCCUUGUCCAAAAUCAACGUGUACGCCUGCCUGGUCUGCGGGAAAUACUUCCAGGGCCGCGGCACGAACACCCACGCGUAUACGCACAGCGUGCAGGUGAGCCACCAUGUGUUCCUGAACCUGCAGACCCUGCGCUUCUACUGCCUGCCGGACAACUACGAGAUUGUGGACUCCUCCCUGGACGACAUCACAUACGUGCUGCGGCCAACCUUCACCAAGGGCGACAUCAUCCGCCUGGACCUGAGCGACCGGCUGUCCAGGGCCUACGACGGCACCACCUACCUGCCGGGCAUCGUGGGCCUCAACAACAUCAAGGCCAAUGACUACUGCAACGUCGUGCUGCAGGCGCUGUCACAUGUGCCGCCGCUGCGCAACUACUUCCUGCGGGAGGAGAACUAUGCGGCGCUCAAGAGGCCCCCCGGGGACAUCACAUCGCUGAUCGUUCAGCGCUUCGGCGAACUCAUACGCAAGCUCUGGAACCCGCGCAACUUUAAGGCGCACGUGAGCCCGCACGAGAUGCUGCAGGCGGUGGUGCUGUGCAGCAAGAAGCGCUUCCAGAUCACAGAGCAGGGGGACCCCAUCGACUUCCUCUCCUGGUUCCUCAACAGCCUGCACCUGGCCCUCAACGGGACGCAGAAGCGCUCCUCCAGUAUCGUCUACAAGACCUUCCGCGGGGGUAUGAACAUCUACUCCCGCAAGGUGGUUCCAGUAGAGCACACGGAGGCGGAGCGACGGGCCGCACUCCGCACGGCGGAGUACCAGGAGAAGGUGGAGAACACGGGGUUCAUGUACCUCACGGCCGACCUCCCCGCACAGCCGCUCUUCAAGGACGAGCUCCGCGAGAACAUCAUCCCACAGGUGCCCCUGUUCACGAUCCUGUCCAAGUUCAACGGCACCAGCGAGAAGGAGUACCGCACCUACAAGGACUCGACACUCAAGCGGUUCCAGCUGACCUCCCUGCCCCCGUACCUGAUCCUGUACAUUAAGCGCUUCACCAAGAACACCUUUUUUGUCGAGAAGAACCCCACCAUCGUCAACUUCCCCAUCAAGGACGUCGACCUGGGCGAGCUGGUGGCGGGGGCGGAGGGCGACGACACCUACGUCUACGAUCUCAUCGCCAACGUGGUGCACGAGGGCGAGCCUGGCUCGGGGAAGGGCACCUACAGGGCGCACCUGCUACACCGGGGUUCGGGCAAGUGGUACGAGAUGCAGGAUCUGCACGUGACGGAGAUCCUGCCCCAGAUGAUCACCCUCUCCGAGGCCUACAUCCAGAUUUGGGAGCGGCGCCGCAAAGGGGUGGCGAGGGGCGUCGACAUAUGAGCCUCGGCGACGCCGCGCAAUAAUAAAGGGUUUGCUUUUCGUGU